GUCGAUAACUAGUAUACAUUUAUUUCGUUGUACUCGUUGAAAAGGUUGGACGCAGUCUGCGCUACAUGAGCGCAGAUAAAGUAAUUAAUUUUUUUCUGUGCAAUAAAUAAGUAUUUCAUUUUAAGAAAUAUAUCUAAAGAGCACACACAACAAAGCAGAUACAGAAAAUUCUAUUGAUUUGUACGCUCGUCCAAGAUGGCGGACGACGAGCAAUUCAGUUUGUGCUGGAAUAAUUUCAACACAAAUCUGUCGGCUGGCUUUCACGAAUCAUUAUGUCGUGGAGAUCUGGUGGAUGUAUCGUUGGCCGCGGAGGGGCAAAUUGUAAAGGCGCACCGUUUGGUGUUGUCCGUCUGUUCGCCCUUUUUCCGCAAAAUGUUUACGCAAAUGCCAUCGAAUACCCACGCCAUUGUGUUUUUGAAUAACGUUAGCCAUUCGGCUUUGAAGGACCUGAUCCAGUUUAUGUAUUGUGGGGAAGUUAACGUUAAACAAGAUGCACUCCCAGCGUUCAUAAGCACAGCGGAGUCCCUGCAAAUCAAGGGGCUGACAGAUAAUGAUCCUACGCCGCAACCUCCACAGGAACCCACACCCCCACCAGCUGCACCUCAUGUACAACAACAACAACAACAUCAGCAAGUCCCAGCCCAGCGUGUGCAGCGUCAACAACCGCGCGCAUCGACACGCUAUAAGAUUGAGACCGUUGAUGAUGUGCUCGGCGAUGACAAGGGCACCACACAAAUUGUCAUACAGACUACAGCCGCACCUCAAGCCACCAUUGUACAACAACAGCAGCAGCCACAACACAUUCAAACGCAGCAGUUGCAGACCGCCACAACAACAACAGCAACGCUGGUGUCGACAAACAAACGCACGGCUCAGCGCAGCUCCAUGGUUGGCAGUGGUGCCGUUAAGCGCUCGAAGACGACCACCGCCACCGUAAUUGACCCCUUGGAACCGACAACGGAGACUGCGACCACGACAACAACUCAGCUUGCUCCUCAACAGAUUACCGUGCAGACGACAGUUGUGCCCAGUGACACAAAAGUGCAUCAAGUACGUCAACAAGCACAACAACAGCAGCAGCAGGCGGCCGCUCAAGAGGAAACUGAAUACAUUGAUCUCCCCAUGGAAUUGCCCACAAAAUCGGAACCGGACUAUAGUGAAGAGCAAGCCGAAGUUGCUGGAGAUGGCGAUACGACCUACGUAGAGGAUGAUACCUACGGUGACAUGCGCUACGAUGAUAGCUACUUUACGGAAAAUGAAGAUGCCGGCGCCCAAACCGCUGGCAAUACAAGUGGCAAUGUCGCAGCAACAACAUCGAAAGCCGUGGUCAAACAGCAAUCCCAGAGCUACAGCGAUACAUCGUUUGUCGACACCGGCGCGGAUCAAGGCAACACAGAGGCUCAAGGUUUUAAAUUGAUACCCGGAGUCCGAAUUUCUCCUUCAAUUCAACGUCGGAAUUUGCAAUCCGUGUCGAGGAUAACAAUCAAACACACUCCGCCAUUGCGCUCUGUUGAUCCCGCCGUUAAAAACGUAAGGCGAGCCAUUACCUCCAUUUCCCGAUCCCCGAGCAUAGCACCUGUCGUGCCCAAAAUAGAACCCGUGCGGGCAAAACUGAAUCUAAGUAAUCCGGAAAAUAUAUUGCGCACAUCGGCCAACAAUCACAAUUUUGUGCAUGUUGGCGUGCCGCGCAUGAAAGGCAAGUGUGUGACUUGCCUCAAGAACGGAAAAUCCAAUCUGGAACGUCUAACCACGUGCUGUGACUCUUGUCCUGGGAGCAAUUGGAUGUGCGAGUCUUGUUUUGAAGAUCUUCAUUAGAAAAGAACUUCAUGAGAAAGAUUCUCUACAAAGGGAUGAUUAUACAUGAAUGAAAAAUGAUUAAGAUGAAUGAAGUGAAGAAUAUUUCGUAUAUAAAAAAAUAUAUAUUUUCUUAUUUAACUGGUCUAAGAUUUAAGAGAAUACUUGCUAUACUUGUCAAAUUCGGAGUGUCACAGAAAUUCCAUCUAACAAAGUUUAAACUCAAAAUCAUUACUCAAUUAGAGUGUUGAGACCCAAGUUGAAGUGGCUUCUAAACUUUCUGAGCACAACUGAAUCCUUUCUGAGUUUAAUGAUCGAUAGUUUAAAUCUCGAGUUUUCCGCCACAGCGGGAUUCGCCAAAUUUCACUAGUAUUUACUGUGACACACCUGAAUAUCAUUUUUAUAUUAUAUGUUCUAUUUUGGAAAAAAAAAAAUAAAGUUUUAUUUGCAUUGGA
Molecule: messenger RNA, 2249 nt
Organism: Drosophila innubila
Lineage: Eukaryota; Metazoa; Arthropoda; Insecta; Diptera; Drosophilidae
Product: modifier of mdg4-like
Exons: 5
Coding region: 196-1815 (539 amino acids)
Biological process (GO): regulation of transcription by RNA polymerase II
Cellular component (GO): nucleus
Molecular function (GO): protein binding; DNA binding
Source: RefSeq, a predicted model, not a curated record